Molecule: messenger RNA, 1066 nt
Organism: Hyphopichia burtonii NRRL Y-1933
Lineage: Eukaryota; Fungi; Ascomycota; Pichiomycetes; Serinales; Debaryomycetaceae
Gene: CAF16
Product: putative ATP-binding cassette family ATPase
Exons: 1
Coding region: 6-989 (327 amino acids)
Molecular function (GO): ATP binding; ATP hydrolysis activity
Source: RefSeq, a predicted model, not a curated record
UUAACAUGUCUGAGCCAGAUACUUUAGCCAUAGAGACCAACAAUCUUACUUAUUCAUUUAGCAGUAGUAAGAAAAUUGGGUUAGAAAAUAUCAAUUUGAAGAUUCCAUGGGGGAGUACCAAUUUAUUGAUUGGACCAAAUGGAGCUGGGAAAUCGACAUUAUUGAAGAUAUUAGCCGGGAAGACCUUGAUUAAAAAGGGUUCCUUAAAGAUAGGAGGCUUUGAUCCAUUUGAGUUUUCGAUCAAUAGAAAUGAGCAGCACAACUCUGAUAUUAAUAAUAAUAUUACAUAUCUUGGGACAGAAUGGGCCGCAAAUCCGGUUGUUAAAAGGGAUAUUCCAGUUAAGUUAUUGAUAUCGUCUAUUGGAGGAGACAUUUAUAAUGAGCGUCGAGAUGAGUUGAUUCGAAUUAUGGAUUUAGAUCCGGAUUGGUCCAUGGCAUAUAUUUCUGAUGGAGAAAGAAGAAGGGUUCAAUUGGUUAUGGGAUUAUUGAAGCCAUGGAAGUUAUUAUUAUUAGAUGAAGUUACUGUUGAUUUAGAUGUUAUAGUAAGACUGCAAUUGUUAAAUUUCUUGAAAAAGGAAUGUAAAGAAAGAAAUUGCUGUGUCAUAUAUGCCACCCAUAUAUUUGAUGGUUUAGGUAAGAAAUGGUGUGACCGAGUGAUUCAUUUAAAUAGUGGGAAGAAAUUAGAUGAUAUUGAUAUGAGGAAUAUUGAAUUUUCAAAUAAUUUAGAAGAGGUUCAAGUAAGCAAACAAACCGGAGAAGAUAAUGGGACCCCUACCGAUAGACCCAUCAAGAUCGGGUUAGCGGAGUCAUUACAUCCCUUAGCAUUACGUUGGCUUUACGAGGACUUAAUUGAGAGAGGAUCAAGAGAAGAAGAAAAGAUCAAGAUGGCUCAAAGACACAACGAUUGGAAUAACGCUAGAGACGGUAAGUAUUUCGAUAACGAAUCCAAAUUAUCGGAAUAUUUCAAAGCUACUAGAAAAUACGAAUGAUAUAGAUAAAGGAUAUAUAUAUUUUAUAUUUAGAAAUCAAAUUAAAGUAAUAUACAACGAAAAGAAGGUAAAAGGGC